Schistocerca americana (American grasshopper) is the source of this 693-nucleotide messenger RNA. Its product is annotated as phenoloxidase-activating factor 3-like. Gene Ontology annotation, molecular function: serine-type endopeptidase activity. Lineage: Eukaryota; Metazoa; Arthropoda; Insecta; Orthoptera; Acrididae. Gene Ontology annotation, biological process: proteolysis. The coding region runs from base 1 to 693 and encodes 230 amino acids. The transcript is spliced from 4 exons. The record is from RefSeq and is a predicted model, not a curated record.
AUGGCAACUCUUUUGGAUGGUGGCCAGACAGCACAUUCAUCUCUGAUUUUGCUGUUUAAUGUGCAAAUCACUGAGACACCAACAUGCAAUAUCCACAAAAAUUUUGGAAUGGGUGUAGUAGUUCAGUCAACUCAUACAGUAGAGUCAAUUGAGAUUAAAGAUACAUAUGAAGCAGAUUCAGGAAACUAUGUAGAUGAUAUUGCCAUAAUAGUUUUGAAAGCUGAAAUAACAAUCUCAGAUUUUGUGAGACCAGUUUGUGUAGAUCUUGAAAGUAAAUAUGAGAGAGAACAGCUGUCUUCUGGGACUUUUGGCUCUGUGACUUUCAGCCCUACUGCUCGCUUGGGUUCCACUGAAAGGCCAGCAUCAAAUGAUGUCAUACUAACAACCAGAUUGCCAUUUGUUGAGUUUGGUCAGUGUUAUGAACUGUUUCCUGCCCCUUUCAGAACUUUCUUUACUUCUGACAAGUUCUGUGCAGGAUCUACAAAUGGUUCUGAAGUUUGCCUGGGUGAUGCUGUUGGGGGCUUGUUGUUUGAGCGGGAGGUAACAGCCACAACAAAACAGUGGUUCAUUCAAGGAAUAGCAAGCUUAAGUCUACCAUCAAGAGGAGGACAAAUGUGUUCAAGAUACCCUGUUCUUUUCACAAAAGUGAAUGAUCAUCUGGAUUGGUUACAGACCUACUAUGACAAAUAUUAA